AUGCGGCUCUACCCUCUGGCCUGGCUUUCUCUUGCUGCUUGCACAGCUUGGGGGCACCUGUCCUCACCACCUGUGGUGAACACUGUUCAUGGCAAAGUCCUGGGGAGGUACUUCAGUUUAAAAGGAUUUGCACAGCCUGUGGCCGUCUUCCUGGGAGUCCCCUUUGCCAAGCCUCCUCUUGGCUCCCUGAGGUUUGCUCCACCACAGCCUGCAGAGCCCUGGAGCUUUGUGAAGAACACCACCUCCUACCCUCCUAUGUGCUCCCAAGAUGCAGUUGGAGGACAGGUACUCUCAGAACUUUUCACCAACAGAAAGGAGAACAUCCCUCUACAGUUUUCUGAAGACUGUCUCUAUCUGAAUAUAUACACGCCUGCUGACUUGACAAAGGACAGCCAGCUGCCAGUGAUGGUGUGGAUCCACGGAGGCGCACUGGUAGUGGGUGGAGCAUCCACCUAUGAUGGACUGGCCCUCUCUGCCCACGAAAAUGUGGUGGUGGUUUCCUUUCAGUACUGCCUUGGCAUUUGGGGAUUCUUCAGCACAGGGGAUGAACACAGCCGGGGUAACUGGGGUCACUUGGACCAGGUGGCUGCACUGCGCUGGGUCCAAGACAACAUUGCCAAGUUUGGGGGCAACCCAGGCUCUGUAACCAUCUUUGGAGGGUCAGCAGGAGCUUUCAGUGUCUCUGCUCUUGUGCUUUCUCCUCUGGCCAAGAACCUCUUCCACAGGGCCAUUUCCCAGAGUGGUGUGGCCCUCACUGCUGCUCUGUUUACAGAAAAUGUCAAGCCUCUGGUUGCUAAUCUUUCUGGAUGUAAAACGACCACAUCAGCUGUUAUGGUCCAUUGUUUGCGCCAGAAGACAGAGGAAGAACUCAUGGAGACCUCACAAAGAAUGAAACUUUUAAAACUGGACUUACUUGGAAACCCAAAAGAGACCUAUCCCUUCCUCCCUACUGUGGUCGAUGGGGUGUUCCUGCCAAAGACUCCAGAAGAGGUCCUGGCUGAGAAGAGCUUCAACACUGUCCCCUACAUGGUGGGCAUCAACAAGCAAGAGUUUGGCUGAAUCCUUCCAAUGCGUAUGGGGCAUCAAAUCUCUGAAAACAAACUGGACCAGAAGACGGCCAAAUCCCUCUUGUGGCAGUUCUACCCAAUACUUAAAAUUCCUGAGAAUCUGAUUCAAGUGGCUGCUGAUAAGUAUUUAAAAUGGACAGACGACCCUGCCAAAAAGAAAAACAUGUUCCUAGACAUAUUUGCAGAUGUGAUAUUCAACAUCCCAUCAGUGAUGGUGUCUCGUGGCCACAGAGAUGCUGGGGCUCCCACCUACAUGUAUGAGUUUGAGUAUCGCCCAAGCUUUGUAUCAAACAUGAGACCCAAGGCAGUGAUAGGAGACCACGGUGAUGAACUCUUCUCAGUAUUUGGAUCUCCGUUUUUAAAAGACGGCGCCUCAGAAGAGGAGAUCAAUCUCAGCAAGACGGUGAUGAAAUUCUGGGCCAACUUUGCUCGCAAUGGUGAUGGGUCAAAAGAGCUCACUCAGGAGAUCCCUCUGAACUUGAUGAAAUCUCACCUGAAGGACUUCCAGAGGAAAGCGCAGGCGUCUGGAGAACACGUUUUUGCAUUGUCUCCUUUAGAGAAGCCUUCUCAUGGAUGGAACCCAGAAGGAGGGGGACUGGAUGAGAAAGGUCUCACCAUGGGUGGAACCCAGAAGGAGGGGGACCAGAUGAGAAAAGUCGCCAUCAUGGACAGAACCCAGAGGGAGGGGGACCGGAUGAGAAAAGUCGCCAUCAUGGACAGAACCCAGAGGGAGGGGGACCAGAUGAGAAAAGUCGCCAUCAUGGACAGAACCCAGAGGGAGGGGGACCGGAUGAGAAAAAUCGCCAUAAAAUCCCCAAAGCUUGAAUACUCUACAAGAGAUGAUGUUUUUCAGACACAAGCCAACUUGGGCAUCGUGUUAGCAGCUGCUUCGUGCCCUCUUCAUAGCCAAGAAGAGGAAAAUAAUUUAGAAACCGAGAAAUAUGUCUUUGGGAAUGACCCUGUGAUUAUUGAAGACGUUUUCCCUGUCGUACAGCUGGAUUGGGACCUAAGUUCUGGUGAAGGUAGGAAGUCUCUCAACCACUUUCACCAGACUCUGUAA
Molecule: messenger RNA, 2127 nt
Organism: Microtus oregoni (creeping vole)
Lineage: Eukaryota; Metazoa; Chordata; Mammalia; Rodentia; Cricetidae
Product: carboxylesterase 1D-like
Exons: 16
Biological process (GO): lipid catabolic process
Cellular component (GO): endoplasmic reticulum; lipid droplet
Molecular function (GO): carboxylic ester hydrolase activity
Source: RefSeq, a predicted model, not a curated record